AGGACUUUGAAGAUGAGCUUCAAGGGGCAACAAUUGUGUAUGAUGAGCGUGAGGGAGGAGCAGCAGGGGGAGCAGGGAGAGAAGAGGAGGAUGGGGAAGCAGCACGGUCAGCGACUGAGUUGAAAGAGCAAGGCAAUGCGGCAUUUUCUCGAGGCGAAUACGAGGAGGCAGUGGGACUCUUCACUCGCGCCAUUCAAGCCGACCCCAGCUCAAGUGUUCUCUUCAGCAACCGAUCAGCCGCCCAUGCAGCCAUGAAGAAUUUCCAGCAGGCGUUGCACGAUGGCAGGAAGGCGCUGCAGCUGCAGCCGCGGUGGGCCAAGGCGUACUCUCGCAUUGCAGUGGCGCAUUACGGGAUGAAACAGUAUGUGGAGGCAGCAGCAGCAUACGAGAAGGGGCUGAAGUGUGACCCUCUCAGCACCAUGUGCAGGCAAGGGCUGCAACAGGCGCGGGAGAGGUGGCAGCAGGAGGAUGAGAAGGAGGCCAAGAGUGGGAAACACACGUUUCGCAAGCGGAAAACGGCAGAGGGGGGGGCGAAAGGGGAGGGGAAGGGGGAAGAUGCGCUGGUAAGGAAAGGAUGGGGAGAGGGGGAAGGGGGGGGGGGGGGGUGGGGGGAGAAGUGA
Molecule: messenger RNA, 620 nt
Organism: Closterium sp. NIES-65
Lineage: Eukaryota; Viridiplantae; Streptophyta; Zygnematophyceae; Desmidiales; Closteriaceae
Source: the annotation of a GenBank genome assembly